Cylas formicarius (sweet potato weevil) is the source of this 4464-nucleotide messenger RNA. RefSeq names its product synaptotagmin-12-like. The transcript has 11 exons. Gene Ontology annotation, biological process: cellular response to calcium ion; regulation of calcium ion-dependent exocytosis; regulation of dopamine secretion. Gene Ontology annotation, molecular function: calcium ion binding; SNARE binding; calcium-dependent phospholipid binding. The record is from RefSeq and is a predicted model, not a curated record. The coding region runs from base 773 to 2386 and encodes 537 amino acids. NCBI's taxonomy places the organism in Eukaryota, Metazoa, Arthropoda, Insecta, Coleoptera, Brentidae.
AAGAUUUUGUUAGACAAUUAAUACAGUAACACAUUUUCUAUCAAUAACAUUAUAUGCAGCAGAGACUAGACGAGUCCCUUAAUAAAAAAUCGUUACAAACUUAAACUCCAACAAACCCAUUAAUACAGUAAUACAUUUUCUAUCAAUAACAUAUGCCGCAGAGAUCAGACGUUAUAAACUUAUAAAAACUGCAAAUAUGCAGCACAGACCAGACGAGUCCAUUAAUAUAAAAUCAUUCAAACUUAUAAAACCUCUCCCUUCAGUCCUUGAGGCACCAAUUUAUUGAAUUCGAUUCAUUUAUUCAAUGUCAAAAUUAAUGUGUCUCUGCUGUCCAGGCUGUGCCUCGUAGAUGUGCCCACGUGGCGCAAAAAUAAGAAGUUAUUCAUGCUCAUAACCAAAGUUUAAGUAUAUUUGUGGAGUCCUCUCACGAAAGACGAUCCAUAAUAAGCAAACAAACUAACCAAAGCUUACGAUUAAGUUUAAACAAAUAAGAUGCCAGUGGCAGAGGCAAGUUUUAUAUUUGAACUAAAUUUAUUUAUUACUUAGUUUUUUAUACUUUAGUUAGCAGGGAACGAGGCUUCUAAUGAGUCAUCAAAAACUUUUGUCUUCCAGGGAGAGGGUCACACAUUGGGCAAUGCAUUAAGAUGUGUGAUUUCUAGCUAGCUCUGGCGCGAUGAUAUUGUUUGCGGAAAAUAUCAACUGUGGCAAAGUGGGAUUGUUUAUAAAUAGUGGUGGAAGUAGAUGUUAUUUUCUCGCGUAAAUUGCGACUGAGAUGGGAAACGUCCAACUAGCAAUCAUCAUUCUAUCCCUGAUAGCAAUUGCACUAUUGAUUUCUUUCGCGUUUUACCACUCUUUCAACCUAAUAAGCUGGAUAAACGCAUGGAUAACCUCGAAUAAAGAAGAAAAAGUGGGUCUUACCCGGCUGAAAGGUCAUUAUAAUGCCAACGGAUACUUGGUUCAUUCCGACUCAGAUAUCCAGUUAGACUGGAGCAGCGGUAGUUUUAAGAGGUUUGACUCGAUCGACAGGGACUUUAAAAUAUCUGUAGCUACCACGAGCUUGACGGAAUGGCAAACGAAUGUAGAAGAUAUCAUACCCCCGCAACCUUUGAGACCAGCUCCAGUACCUGGGGCGACAAGUUUACUAACUGCCCAUAGUAUAGACACUACUACUAUUAGUACUACAACAACUACUACUACGCAUUGUAAAAAAUCGCAAAACGAAGGUCUUAUGGUUGAGUCGACGUCAAUAUCUCCUAUCCCGAGACCGGUUAGUUCAGUAAAUGUAGCAACGUUAGCAUCGCAAUCGUCAUUUCCGGUUAGUUUGAGUCCCCCACCGCCAAAUCCGCCAUCUACGUCCAGGAGUGUAUCGCGUACCCAAAGCGCUCCGCAAAAACUAUCCGCCAUUCAACAGGUCCAACAACAGCCAGAACAAAAAGAUAAAGUCGUCGAGGGUGGAGGCAGUUCAUCGAGUUUUGACGAACCCGAAGUGAUUUCCGACGCGUUGAAAAGGGCGCUUUCAUGCGAUAGCGUCUGCUCAGAUACGUCGGUCGCGUUGGGUGAUUUAGAAAUUUUCAAUAUUACCGGUUAUUUGUGCAUCGGCCUAGAGUACGACAGCGAAACUUGGGACUUCGUCGUAAACGUCCUCGAAGCCAAGGAUCUCAACGGUGUUGUAAAAAAAGACGGAUAUAUGGACACAUACGUCCGGGUUUCGUUGCUUCCCGAUAAAGAGGCGACCAUACAAACCAGAGUGUAUCGCAGUACGAGCAGUCCUAGUUAUAAGGAGAGAUUCCUGUUUACUUUGAAUCCACGAGAACAAAUGCAGAGGAUAUUGGCGUUUCACUUAUACGCGACUGAUUUUUUGUCGCACACCCUUAUUGGAGAAGGAGAGUUAAGGCUUAUAGAUAUUAGUUUAAGACAACCCGUAACUACAUGGGUGACACUAACAGACACAGGUCAGAAAGGAACAGAAUUUGGGGAGUUAAUGUUCUCAAUCAGUUAUCUUCCAACUGCAGAAAGACUGACCGUCGUAGUUGUUAAAGCGAGAAACCUUAAAUUUUCAGUUGGGGCCUCAGGAGAUUCGUUUGUUAAGGUUUACUUAAUGCAACAAAAUAAGAAAAUCAACAAAAAGAAAACGUCGUCUAAAAGAGGCGAACAGUGUCCCAUCUUCAAUGAGGCUAUGAUGUUUAGCGUUCCUGUCCAUACGCUCUCGACUAUUCAGUUGCGAUUGACUGUGGCCGAAACUCCGAACGAAGAAAACACAAAGGCAAUCCCAAUCGGCCAUGUAAUAGUGGGAUCUCAGGCUAGCGGGCGAUCCUUAAAUCAUUGGAAUCAGAUGCUUACCGCGCUUAGAAAACCCGUAGCUAUGUGGCAUUCACUCCGAAAAUAACUCCAGUGUGGUAACAUAGUGUUGUUCGGCAGUUGUUAAAUGUUAUACAUACAUAUUAUGUGAUAAAUCAAACAUAUUUUGUCUCAUCGAGAGUUGUUUUGUACAUACGUAUGUACUUAUAUAUCAAAUGCUUCGACUGGCAAAUUUCUACUUUUAAUUUUGAUUAAAGGCAUCUGCGUUAUUAUUGCUAAUAUCUAAAAUACGUUAUUUUGUUCACCGAACUAUGGCCAAAAUUUUUUCAUAUUUAAACUGCGGUGAAAAGUCGCUUCAACGAAAAAAUGCCACUCUCCGGCGGAACAUAAAAUGGAGUACGAAAUAAACACUAAAUAUGCAGUUUUUUUUUUUUUAGUUUUCAUCCUGUCAGUUGAGAGAUUAGUAUUUCCACUAUAAAAGUGAAUUAUCCAAGAUAGCUUGUUUUGGUUAGUUUUGGUUAGUUUUGGUUAGUUUUGGUUAGUUAGAGUAAUAAAAGUUAAGAUAAAAAUUAUAAUUAAUAUUCCUAAUAAAUCUUUAAAAGAGUAAUAAGAAUGAAUCCUGUCAGUUGAGAGAUUAGUAUUUCCACUAUUUCCAAGAUAGCUUGUUUUGGAUACUAGCUAAUAACAAUAAUUAAAACAAAACAAACCAGACAAAAUAUAGUUGUAAUAAUAUCUUUUUUUUUUGCUAGUUUUAAUGUAAAAAAGGCCUAAAUGUAUGAAUGUGCAUAGACUUUUAAUUCAGUUGUCAAAAAAAAACACAAAUUAAAUUAACUCACUUUUUCCCUUUAAUUGGGUACCUUAUACUACCUUUGUGUUUAAAUUACAUGUUAUUUCUUAAAUGUUUGUAGUUGAAAAGUGUAUUUUUACAGUCGGAAAUUACAUUUGCAAUGUAGUCUAUAAAUAAUUGUUAACAAACUUGAUAUUUUCAGUAAUAAAGUUUAUCAUUAAUAGGAGACUUCCUGUCAUCAUCUUAGGUAUGUAUAUUGUGACUGAAAUAUUUUGAUUAUACUAUAUUACACUAGGCAUCACUUUUGAAAUAUUGAUUUUCAUAUCAAUUUGUUUUUCAAAUGAUCAGGAAUUUAUUGUGGUCUAAUUUAAGUAAUAAGGGGAAUUUACUUCAACGCUUUUACAAGAGCUAAUUUUUAUCCAAAGUGACAAUCUGCACCAGACAUUUAAAAUCAACAAUGCAAUUCGUGGCAAAACACGUUGCUACCGGAGCACAGUAUAAUUUAGCGAAUCAAUCACAACAAUAAGCAAGUUUGGAAGCAUCGAAUAAAUUUACAGAAUCCGUAGCUAAACACAAUUUCAAGUUCUACUUUAAAACUUCUAAAUAAUUGUCAAUAUUGUUUGCAUUUUUGAAAAACUAUACAUAUUUUUCUACGCACUGUAUAAUCCUUUUCAUGUUUAUCGUAACGUAAUUGCUUUUUUUGUGUGACAAUGUAAAGAACGUGAAAAAGUACCUCCUCCAUUUUUCCCUUCAUGUGACAAUAACGCUAUUAAACGUUUUCUGCUUUUCAUAUGAAUAUACUGUGAUAUAUAUACUGUAAUGGGCACAUAACCAGUCCUUUAGGUUUUAUGCAAAAUAUUCAUAUUUCACGUUAAUUUUGACGAUCAAUUUCAUAAAACUUAAAGGAUUUCUUUUCCUAAUGUAGUAAGCUUUAUUACAUUAUGUUAUACCCUGUGAUCUGAUGAUUAAAUUUAAAUAGUAUAUCGUUUGUUGAUAAAUAGGCAAAUUUGUUAGUUUAGAAAUAUCCAACCUUCUCCUUCCAUCCCACAAUGACUAUUUUGACACAUUUAUAUUGUAGGUACCAGAUGUGAAAAAUAAAAAUAGUAACUAUUAUCAAUCAAUGUAACUAAAUUGGAUCGCCGUUUAUAGUUGCUGGUAGAGAGCAGCGAAAAUGAAACGUCUACUCUAUCAGAUCCUAUAAAUGGGUUGGUUAAUGAUAUAUACAUGCUAAUAUUCACGAAACAAAUGUUUAUAAAAUAAUAACGCCAAGAUCUAAAUUGUUUUGUAGUGUCAAUACAGCUGUUCUUUCUCUAAUUCUUAUUCAAGAUAAAUAUUAAAAUACUUCUGGAUUUCGAGUUUGUGUAUGUAAAGAAAAUAUA